This is a messenger RNA of Columba livia (rock pigeon), 4739 nucleotides long. RefSeq names its product major facilitator superfamily domain containing 6 like (gene MFSD6L). The record is from RefSeq and is a predicted model, not a curated record. Bases 3 to 2381 code for a protein of 792 amino acids. The transcript has a single exon. Gene Ontology annotation, cellular component: membrane. NCBI's taxonomy places the organism in Eukaryota, Metazoa, Chordata, Aves, Columbiformes, Columbidae.
GCAUGUGCCUGGGGGCUGAAGGGGCCGGGGUCGAUGAGGCUGAGGGGGCUGAAGGGGUCGGGGCUGAAAGGGCCGGGACUGAGGGGGCUGAGGAACCUGAAGGGGCCGGGGUUGGUGGGGCCGAGGAGGCUGAGGGGGCCGAGGAGGCUGAGGGGGCCGGGGCUGAGGCGGCCGCCCUGAGGCGCCCGCAGCGCGGGAACGGGGCGGCCGCGGCUGUUCCCCUCCCGGCCGGCAGGCGGCGCUGUCCCCCCCCCGCCGUCUCCUGGCAACGGCGCAGCCCGGGGGUGCGGCAGGUGCAGGCCGGGCCGGGCGGGCGGAGCCCCGAGCCGUGCAGGUACGGUCACCGCGGCCCGGAGGGGUGGGAGGAUCCCCGGAGGUACGUGGCCGCCUCCCGAGGAGCAUGCGGCGGCGCCAUGGGCGAGCAGUGGGACGUCGGGCGGGCCCUGGCGCUGUCCGGCCUGUUCCGCCUGCUGCAGGGCGCGGGCCGGGCCUGCGCGGCCCCGUUCCUCACGCUGUACCUGCGGCACCUGGGGCUGCCCGCCCCGCUCGUGGGGCUGGUGGCCGGAGCCAAGCACCUGGCGGCAGCGCUCUGGGCGCCCCUCUGCCCCCGCUGGCCCAAGGGCCGCAGGAGAAGGCGCCUCCUGAUCGCCGGCUCCCUGCUGGGCUCGGCGGGGGCCAGCCUGCUGCUCACCCUCAUCCCGCCCGCCCGCGGGGACGCGGGGCACCCGGGGGACAGGUACUGUAACGCCAGCCAGCAGCCGGGUGACCCGGGGGCCGCCACCGCGGUGCCCAGUCCAGCCACGAGCAGCUACAGCGCUCUGAGCAUGAGUGCUGUUCCGAACGAGAAAGCUGCGUCCGGAGAAGCGGUGAAGACAACUGCUGAUGCUUUGACAACGAGCAUAAGGCCAGCGCUAACCAGUUCAGCCUUCCAGGGGUUAUCUGGCCUGAUAGAUACACUUGAGAAGAAAGGCAGUGGGGUUGGUACAAAGGCAAAUGACUACUCCGAUGGUCCCUCCGGCUGGACAACUGUGAAAGCAGUUAACCAGGGGACACGAGAACCAGAAAUGCUGGGUUCCUUCAGACCUCCCUCUCAUGGACUCAAGAGGGAAACAAGCGGCCAGGGUUCUUCUGCAAUAGAUCUUGUUGAUAAUGCUGAAGAAAGCCUUUAUGCUACUAAAAAUAAUGAGCUUUCUGUGUUUAAAACAACUCUUCCAACUGCUGCAGAUGCUUACAUGUCUGGAAGCCUUUCAGACCACCAGAAAGAUGCUCAGGAUGUCAGCUUCGAGGCCGUGCAGAACAUCUUUCAGGACAGAGAGCAUCAGAUUUUUCUUAUGGUGCUGGGUGCCGUUGUGCUUUGGGAGCUGUUGGCUACUUCUCUCGAACGGACAGUGGAUGAGAGUCUCUAUGAAUAUCUCGACUUCGUUGACGCGACCGACAGGUACAGCAAGCUGUGGAUUUGGAGUUACGUGGGUGCAUCUGCAGGCGCCUGCAGCAUCACCGUAUUUGUGGAUCAACUGAAUUGCUUCCUCAGCAGUGCAGUCGCCCGCCUCGCUGUCCACUUCUAUGGCUAUGCGCUCCUGAUAACGCUCUCCUUGCUUGUCACUGUCUUUUUUCCCAUCCACGUUCCCAAGAAAAAUGACCACGUUAACAAAACUGCCAAAGCCCUGGCCCUGCUGUGGAGCGACGGCCAAGCGAUCCUGUACGCCAUCACCGUCUUCCUGGCCGGCGCGGCUGGCUCUGCCGUGCACAACUUUCUCUUCUGGCAGAUGCAGGACCGAGGCAGCAGCGAGCUGUACAUGGGGCUCUCUGUGGCCGUUGGGCUACUUGCCGAAAUGUUGCUUUAUGUCUUCAAAGGGAAGUUGCUGAGGACUUUCUCGAGCAGCAAAAUGGUUGCAGUCAGCCUGAGCCUCCUGGCAGUGCAGCUUCUGUGCUUCUCCUUCCUGUGGGCUGCGUGGUCCGUUCUUCUCAUCCAGGUUUUAUCCGCCUUCAGUAGUGGUGCUUUGUGGUGGGUGGUUAACGUGAGGGUGGAUGACGUGGCCACUCCUGGUAUGGAAAGGUCCCUGCGCGCCGCUCUCCAGGGCCUCUGCUACGGCGGAGGAGCGAGUUUGGGCAGUUUUGUGGGGGGAUUCGUUGUGAAAUACUUCAGCCUGGCAGUUCUGUACAGGGCGUGCUGCGUGUGCCUGGUGCUGUGGCUCUUCUUGUUCUUAAUUGUCCAAUCUAAAUUGCCACGGCAGAAAAAAAUUAAUUAUUCUCGUCUCCUGGCUGCGGAUUCCAGUGAUAUGAGUGACUCUGACGAGGAGAACGAGAGGGACUGGCUGGUAAAAGCGAUGAAGGACGAAAGUUUUACUAGGAAUUGGUCACAACAGCAUGGGAUCAAGUGAUCUGUACUUGGAUGUAGGGGGUGGAGUGGUCAUGUGGUCGGAUGGUGAUGCCCAGAAAUGACCAUUGAUUCUAAAGUGCUGAAUAUAUAUGGUGUAUAUCUGACAGGACAGAUUUUUAUGUAAAAAAAUUUUAUAGAUCUUUUUAUUUUCUUAAUUUAUAGCACUCUUGCAGUAACUUUUCCUUUUUAACUUAAUGAUUUUGCUUCCAAAAUCAUAACAAGGUAUUUCAGAUAUACAUUUACUGAAAUGAAUGUAGCUAAGUUUUUAGUGAAAAAGCAAACUCAGAUUGAAUUCUUGCUCACCAGAGCUGAUGCUGUGGAAACUGUGAGCGAAAGCUGCGACCUGUACACAACCGAAUGAAAAAUGUUGUAAUGCUAACAGCACACAAAACGUUUUCCAGGUGCUAUGUCUGUGAACUCCUUUCUCUGAAUAGGGGAUGUGAAUUAAAAAAAAAAAAAUGGUUUAUUCACUCUGCUUUGAUUUGUAAAAUCAGGUUUUGCUGCAGAUUGUCUUUUCAUGUUUUGGGAUUUAAGUAGGCUUCUGCACUGGCAUCUAUUGGAAGAAACCAGGCGGUGCUGCUGGCUGCUCAGAUUCAGCAGAGCAGCCUGUUGUGUACCUCGGGUGACCAGGACACAGCCUGCCCUCCUGCGUGGAGUGACGUAGGGCAAUAUUCACCCGGAAGGAACUUGGCAUGGGCUGAGUUGAUCUGAUUGAUCCUCGCUGGGCAGCCCUCUUCUCACAGUUCCUAUUAGAACUAAAUCCACAUCCUGAUCCUGGAGGAUCCUCGAGCUGCCUUAUCUACCUUGCCUUAACCUCAAAAGCACUCAGAUUUCAACACCUCUGCAGUAGGUAAGAUUUUGCUUACAAGUGAAGGAUUAGUGGUCUGAUCUCAUUAAAGGAUGUGUCAGACCUCAAACAGGGCGGGCGGAGGAGCUUCGAGCCUCGCAGUCCUUUCCGCCGCCAUCAAAAGCUGCUGGUGGUUUAUUAGGUGCUUCCUCGGUCAAGUGCCGACAUCACUCAUUUGCAGAGGGAUAGAUUUUAAUAACACCUUCCUAAUUUCAUAGAAGCCAUGAGACAGCUGCAAAAAGCAGAAUAUUUAUUGAAAUGCAUAUUUAAUAUGUAAUAUGUAAGUGGCGUUGCAGUCUGUCACCCUGCUGCAUUCUGGGCUCGGUAGCAAGCGGUUGGAGACAAGACAGAGAAAUGCCGUUUAAGGUCAUUUUUUUCUCUGUAUGCAUCGAUUCCAAAUUAUCUGUACAUCAGAUGCUUUCAGGGCAAUUAGCUCACUGCUUUCCUGGCACAAAUCACUGCGCUGUGCAGAAUACUCAACUAGAAUGACUCUAUCUAUAGAAUUGUCCUCGUGCCAAGAAUAGCUGGGGCUUUUUAUUAAGAUGUUACCUUCUCCCAGGAAUUCAAACUCAAGUUGAGAACAAUUUUAUUGUCAAGAAUUUAUCCCAGCCUUAUUAUCAUACAAUACCUCAGGAGCUCUAAUUACUUGUUAACAGAGACUUGAGUCUUGAGCAACAGAACUGCAAGCAGCACAUCCUGGAGCCGUUCGUGCUUUUGUGAAGUGAACGCUGCAGGAACAGCCGAAAUGGCUUAAAAUGCGGUUGCUUCUUUAGCUGGAAGUGACUGCCCUCAUUUGAAGCCAAUUAAAUGGGUCAUAUCUGCUCUUUUUAUCUGCUUCAGCACCAAAUCAGCUGUUGUAGUUCCAGUUUUGCAAAGAGGAACCUUCAAAUGUGUGUGUGUGACCUCCUGUGACCGGGAGGGAGAGGUGACAGCCUCCAGGGUUGGUUUUGGGUGGCUCAGCCACUGCCGCUAAGAACAGCGAGGAUUUAAGGUAUGGCCCAAAGCUUAACUUCAGUGUAAUAAUCUUGCAUAAUAAUGGAGGGCAGGGGGUUCAAGUUAUUAAUCCAAUAAAUACAUUUGGUGCUGAUUUGAGGGAGAAUCAUAUUUAUACAGUUUGAAAUAUGUUCUCAAUUACGAACUGCUGUGGAAGCGGACGUGGCAGAGGGCUCAUGUGCUGAAGAAAUUGCACUGAUUUGGUUAAAUCGUUUUCCUCUGGGAACUGUGUAACCCUACAGCAUCAGUGACGCGAGUUCUCUGAUGGUCGCAGACCCCGCACGCCGAGCGGGUGAGGCGGGAGGUGCAUUUACAUUGUUGUGUGUGAGACUGCGCGGCUUUAUUGUUCUCGCAGAAGUCAGAACACGUGAAGGAACUGAAUGCCAUUGGGAACGAGAUGUAAGUGAGAAGAACCAAACUGCCUGUGGGGAAAAGAGUUUCUCAUGAUGUACUCCCAGCCACAUCAGCGGUUAUUUUUGCACUACUUUGCAACCGUUUUCCAAUAAAUUGAUGUCAAAA